Messenger RNA from Gilbertella persicaria, 1283 nucleotides. RefSeq lists its product as uncharacterized. The record is from RefSeq and is a predicted model, not a curated record. The transcript has 4 exons. NCBI's taxonomy places the organism in Eukaryota, Fungi, Mucoromycota, Mucoromycetes, Mucorales, Choanephoraceae. Gene Ontology annotation, biological process: regulation of transcription by RNA polymerase II. Gene Ontology annotation, molecular function: DNA-binding transcription factor activity, RNA polymerase II-specific; RNA polymerase II cis-regulatory region sequence-specific DNA binding. The coding region runs from base 244 to 1230 and encodes 328 amino acids. Gene Ontology annotation, cellular component: nucleus.
GUUGUAUAUAAUGGGUUGAUUUUUUUUCUUCUUUUCUUUCUUUUUCGUGUUUCCUUUCUCUCUCUCUCUCUCUUUUCUUAUUUUGAAUAGCUGGAUAUUAAACAUUGACCAUGUUCAAUACAACACCAGAACAAAAUGAAUUAAAGGUGCAUAUUCCUUGCCUUCAUCCAGCUAAAUCUGCCUUAUUCAGUCAACCUUAUUGUUAUCCUUCUCCCCAUUCACCCACAAACACGACAACCACAUAUGAUGAUAAUAGUAGUCUCUUGCCAACCUAUUCUACAGUCCCAAGAAGAAUGGUCUCUCAAUCCUUUAGAGAAAUCCAUGUACCAUCAUCUUGAAGCUUCUUAUUCCGAAGCUUCAUCUUUAGGAAUUCGAACACCUGAUAUAAAUCUUUAUGAUCAACAACCCAUGCUUGGCUAUACUUCCUUCCUUCAAACCACCCCUCCUUCUAUGAUGGAUCAUACCAACGCUUAUCUUGCUUUGGAUUAUGACCCUGUUGAACUUGUCCCUUCUCUUUCUUAUCAAGACCACAUGACGUUGUUAGACAAGGACUUACUCCCUUCUUAUCCUGCAAGUAUGGUGACAUUUCAAGACACCAUGCUCAACAAUUCUCCUUUAUUGUUGUACGACGAUACUGCUAUUUUAAACCCAUUGUCAACAGAAGCUUUUAUGAAUCAUGUGCCACUAGAAAAAACCCCACCACAACAAACAACACUACCUCCUGUCAAGAAAAAAGAAGGAGAAAAAAUGCAUGCCUGUCAAUGGGCUUUCUGUACAGCAGAAGCACCUUCUCUAGAUAAACUUAUGACACAUAUCUGUGAAAGUCAUAUUGGUAGUGGCAAGGCCACCUAUUUCUGUGAAUGGAAUGGAUGCACACGCAACAAGAAACCGUUUAUGAAAAGACAUAAAAUGCAUAACCAUAUGCGAACACAUACAGGAGAAAGACCUUUUGUAUGUACCAUGCUAGACUGCAACAAAACCUUCUCAAGACCCGAUUCACUCUCUACUCAUAUCAAAACACACUCGGAUAUCCGUCCUUAUUUAUGCUCUAUGCCUGGUUGCGAAAAAGCAUAUUUUCAUUCUCGAUCAUUAAGAAAACAUAUCAAGUCAACCCAUAUGAAAAAGCCAAAUACGGCUCCUUCACGUCGUUGGCAAUCCACUCGGUCUGUGCCACAAAACAAAGUUAAUCUACAGCCCUUAACGACAAUCAAACUAGAUCAUCCUUAUUGACCCUCCUUUAUGUAACAUUCUCUUUUUUCUUUUUUUUUUCUAUGAUACCUUCC